Molecule: messenger RNA, 857 nt
Organism: Xenopus tropicalis (tropical clawed frog)
Lineage: Eukaryota; Metazoa; Chordata; Amphibia; Anura; Pipidae
Product: teneurin-2-like
Exons: 3
Coding region: 156-692 (178 amino acids)
Biological process (GO): signal transduction
Cellular component (GO): membrane
Source: RefSeq, a predicted model, not a curated record
UGGAUAUGAAUCAUUUGCUGCAGAAGAGGUCCAAGUAAUUGUUCCCCAGUUUUAUGCACCAAACAAGUCCUUCACCUGCAGCGUAUUCUUCUGAGGAUUUCAGCAGGUUCAAGUUUGUUUUCAAGAAACUUCUAACUUAAGUCACUGAAUCCAAAAUGGAUAUAAAAGAUCGUAGACACAGAUCUCUGACAAGAGGGCGUUGUGGGAAAGAAUGUCGAUACACCAGCUCUUCAUUGGAUGGGGAAGAAUGCAGAGUGCCUACUCAAAAGUCUUACAGCUCCAGUGAAACAUUAAAGGCAUUUGAUCAUGAAAACAGAAUGCAUUAUGGGAAUCGUGUCUCAGAACUUGUUCACAGGGAGUCUGAUGAAUUUCCAAGACAAGGGAAUAAUUUUACCCUGGCAGAGCUGGGAAUCUGUGAGCCUUCUCCCCACAGAAGUGGCUAUUGCUCAGAUAUUGGAAUACUACAUCAAGGCUAUGCCCUAAGUGCACCAUCUGAUGCUGAUUCGGAUACAGAAGGAGGACUGUCUCCAGAGCAUGCUAUACGAUUAUGGGGCAGAAGCAUAAAAUCAAGGCGCAGCUCUGGCCUCUCAAGCCGCGAAAACUCAGCUCUCACUCUGACUGAUUCGGAGAAUGAAAAUAAAUCCGAUGAAGAGAACGGUAGGGUUUUUUUCCUUCACAAAGAUUUAUCUUGAGGUGUAUAAACUGAAAAAUGUUCUAUAGAAGAAAUUAAUUAUCCUCUUACCAACACUGUCUUAGACAAUGUGCUAUUACAAACCUGAUUAGCUUCCCAAUAAAGCAUCUGGCUAUAAGAUAUUAUUUAUAACACCUAUUGGUUUUAUAUAUAAAAAGUUAAUGUA